CCGGCGCAGCGGAGUCGGUGGGGUUUGUCUUCCUUUGGGGGAGUGACGCUGACGAGAGCCAUUUCCUCCGCGCUCGCAGGAAGGAGCCAUGGCUCUGGACGGGAUAAGGAUGCCAGAUGGCUGCUACGCGGACGGGACGUGGGAACUGAGCGUCCAUGUCACCGACCUCAACCGGGAUGUCACCCUGAGAGUGACCGGAGAGGUGCACAUCGGAGGGGUGAUGCUGAAGUUGGUGGAGAAACUCGAUGUGAAAAAGGACUGGUCUGACCAUGCUCUCUGGUGGGAAAAGAAGAGGACUUGGCUGCUUAAGACACACUGGACCUUGGAUAAGUACGGUAUCCAGGCGGACGCCAAGCUUCAGUUCACCCCCCAGCACAAGCUGCUGCGACUGCAGCUCCCCAACAUGAAGUAUGUGAAGGUGAAAGUGAAUUUCUCUGACCGCGUCUUCAAGGCCGUGUCUGACAUCUGCAAGACUUUCAAUAUAAGACACCCUGAAGAACUUUCCCUCCUAAAAAAACCCAGAGAUCCCACAAAGAAAAAAAAGAAGAAGCUAGACGACCAGUCUGAAGAUGAGGCACUUGAGUUGGAAGGGCCGCUCAUCACUCCCGGAUCAGGCAUCGAUGUUCUUUACAUUGGCCCUCUGAAAGGAAGCAUAUACUCAAGCCCCGGACUUUACAGUAAAACAAUGACCCCCACUUACGACGCUCAUGACGGAAGCCCCUUGUCACCGACUUCUGCCUGGUUUGGUGACAGUGCCCUGUCGGAAGGCAAUCCCGGGAUACUUGCCGUCAGUCAGCCGGUAACCUCACCAGAAAUACUGGCAAAGAUGUUCAAGCCUCAAGCUCUUCUUGAUAAAGCAAAAACCAACCAAGGGUGGCUGGAUUCCUCGAGAUCGCUGAUGGAGCAAGAUGUGAAGGAGAAUGAGGCCUUGCUGCUCCGAUUCAAGUACUACAGCUUUUUUGAUUUGAACCCAAAGUACGAUGCUAUCAGAAUCAAUCAGCUUUACGAGCAGGCCAAGUGGGCUCUUCUGCUGGAAGAGAUUGAAUGCACUGAAGAAGAGAUGAUGAUGUUUGCAGCCUUGCAGUAUCAUAUCAAUAAGCUGUCAAUCAUGACGUCAGAAAACCAUUUAAACAACAGUGACAGAGACGUUGAUGAAGUUGGCGCUGCCCUUUCUGACCUGGAGAUCACUUUGGAAGGCGGGAAAGCAUCAACCGUUCUGGUGGGUGACAUUACUUCAAUUCCAGAACUCGCUGACUAUAUUAAAGUUUUCAAGCCUAAAAAGCUGACUUUGAAAGGGUACAAGCAGUACUGGUGCACAUUCAAAGACACGUCCAUCUCCUGCUAUAAGAGCCGAGAAGAGUCCAGUGGUACACCUGCUCACCAGAUGAACCUCAAAGGAUGUGAAGUUACCCCAGAUGUAAACAUUUCAGGCCAAAAAUUUAACAUCAAACUCCUAAUUCCGGUUGCAGAGGGCAUGAACGAAAUUUGGCUCCGUUGUGAUAGUGAGAAGCAGUAUGCGCACUGGAUGGCGGCCUGCAGAUUAGCUUCCAAAGGCAAGACCAUGGCAGACAGCUCUUACAACUUAGAGGUUCAGAACAUCCUCUCCUUCCUGAAGAUGCAGCAUCUGAACCCAGAUCCCCAGCUGAUCCCAGAGCAGAUCACAACCGACAUCAACCCCGAGUGUCUGGUGUCCCCUCGCUACCUAAAAAAGUAUAAGAACAAACAGGACAAAGGAUGCAAAAGGCAGAUGGUAAUUGAGGGGCUGCUGUCCUUCAGUGCAAAUUUAGGAAAGUGUGGCCGCGCGCUCACGUGCGCCCUUGGCGCCCUGCUGAGGAGUGGUGCAUGCAUCCUGCCGUCUGACUAUGGCGCUCACGUGUGCAGUGUGGCCGUCUCUGUACUGUGUGGCCAGUACCGCACCGCCUCCAUUACCGCUGCCGCCUCCAUGUCCUUCCUCAUCCUCAUUCCUUUAUUUCAAGGCGGCAAGAGAGAAGAACUUAUUGGGAUUGCAUACAACAGGUUGAUUCGGAUGGACGCCAGCACGGGAGACGCCAUCAAAACAUGGCGGUUCAGCAACAUGAAGCAGUGGAAUGUCAACUGGGAGAUCAAAAUGGUCACGGUGGAGUUUGCAGAUGAGGUCCGGCUGUCCUUCAUCUGUACUGAAGUAGACUGCAAGGUGGUCCAUGAAUUCAUCGGUGGUUACAUAUUUCUCUCCACUCGUGCGAAAGACCAGAAUGAGAGUUUAGAUGAGGAGAUGUUCUACAAACUCACCAGCGGCUGGGUGUGAAUAGAAGGAGGAUGUGAUGGAACUCCACGGCCAUAACACUAUUUAACUUUAAAGCUGUUGUUUCUUACAUGCUGCUUAAUAAAGUACGCUUGAAAUGUACCAUUUUAUCAUGAAAACUCUCUGCCUUAUCAGACCGGCUAAUGUGUGCACUAACAAGCACGGUUAUUACUCUGCUACCGUGAUGCAAUAUGUGCUCUGUGGGACCCCGAAGGUUCCUCCGGGCCACGGAUUGAAAUCUGAAGUAGUGGGCGAAUCAGGAACCAACUGUCGCUGAUUGACACUAGCCAAACUAAGAAGCCAUCUACUACCAAGUUACCCAGGGCAUAACCUCUGUGAGUCUAUUUAUCAUGUGUAAUGCACGUGUUUAAUGUAUGUUUAAUUUGAUGCCCUCUUUGAAAUACCCACUUCUGGUUCAGUUAGCUCCCUCUCCCAAUGUAAAAUCAGGUCUGCAGCAGAUGCCUGGUAUUCAGUGACGUCAUUGACCUUGAAGGAAGCGCUGUUGAUCUCUUGUGCCUGGUUGGGUUUGUCCUUGAUAAGCAUGUUGUACAUUGUUGUGUGUUUAUUUUUACACCAUACUGUAUUACAACACUCUUAGUAUUCACCAGCAUAUUCACUAUCUGCCUAAAAUAUGCAACCUUUGUGUUACAAUAUGAAGUAAAGUUCUAUGAAGUAUGCAUUUUGUGUAACUAAUGUACAAACACAAAUUUUAUAAAAUUGUACAGUUUUUUUUAAAAACUAUUCACAACUAGGAAAUGGCUUAAAUGUAGCAUUCUUGCAUUAAUUAAAUGCUUUUAAAGUGUAUAAUUAAUAUGCAGUUUCGGUAUCUGCUAAAUUAAGAAUGCCUUCGUGAUGGUCAUGACUUGCCAUGAUGUCCUUAACUCUAACGCCUGGACUGGCUAUGUCUGGUCUGCCGCGCUGUUACAAUCUGUAUUGGUGCUAGUUAGGAAACUCCUAGCUCACGAGCCCAGGGGGCGCCAGGGAGGGAUGGACUUAACAGUAUUGUCCAAUAAUCCAUGAUUUAAAGACUGUAUAAAUGCAUUUUAUUUUAAAUAAAAGCAAAACCUUUUAUUUAA
This is a messenger RNA of Peromyscus maniculatus bairdii (prairie deer mouse), 3357 nucleotides long. NCBI's taxonomy places the organism in Eukaryota, Metazoa, Chordata, Mammalia, Rodentia, Cricetidae. The record is from RefSeq and is a predicted model, not a curated record.